Sphaeramia orbicularis (orbiculate cardinalfish) is the source of this 1633-nucleotide messenger RNA. Its product is annotated as SRSF protein kinase 3. Bases 74 to 1294 code for a protein of 406 amino acids. Gene Ontology annotation, cellular component: cytoplasm; nucleus. The record is from RefSeq and is a predicted model, not a curated record. The transcript is spliced from 12 exons. NCBI's taxonomy places the organism in Eukaryota, Metazoa, Chordata, Actinopteri, Kurtiformes, Apogonidae. Gene Ontology annotation, biological process: peptidyl-serine phosphorylation; spliceosomal complex assembly; intracellular signal transduction. Gene Ontology annotation, molecular function: ATP binding; protein serine/threonine kinase activity.
UGAAGAUUAGACUUUGUCUGUGGACUCAAGGGAGGGAUUGGACUGUGGUGCUGCAUCUGUUCAACCUCACAUCAUGCAGAGGAGUCCCCGCUCGGUGUAUCCAGCUGUGAGUAAAGCCGGGUCGUCUCCCAGUUCUAAAAUCCUCGGAUGCCACGAGCAGCUGGACCCAAAGGGCAACCAGGACGCUGAGGACCCCAGGGAAUACUGUUAUGGUGGGUACCACCCAGUCCAGAUAGGGGACACUUUCAAUAGAAGGUACCAGGUGGUUUCUAAACUCGGCUGGGGUUAUUUCUCCACUGUUUGGCUCUGUUUGGACCUCAGGUUGGGUCGACAUGUGGCUGUGAAGGUGUUGAAGAGCGGGGCUGGUUUCACUCAGGCCGGACAUGAUGAACUGACCCUCCUCCGAUGCGCCGGGGGUCCUACGAGCCGCCCCCCACCCAGUCAAAGGAUCGUUCAGCUGCUGGAUGAGUUCAAAGUGGCCGGGGUCAACGGGGUCCACAUCUGCCUGGUUCUGGAACUAUUGGGUCCAGACCUGAGGAGUCUGCAGAUGUGUUUAGGGAAUCCAGGACUGUCACAACCGGUGGUCAAACAAAUACUAACACAGGUUCUGCAGGGUCUGAACUACCUUCACACCCAGUGUAAAAUCAUCCACACAGACAUCAAACCAGAGAACAUCCUGCUGUGUCUGGAGGAGUGUCAAACAUCACCAGCAGGGGGCAGCAGCUCCUCCUGUAAACAGGCCAAGUCUACAGAUGGGAAGGAGAUGAAGCCACACACUUUCAAGGAUAUUCAAGUGAAGAUCGCUGACCUGGGGAGCUCCUGCUGGGUGUACAAACAUUUUUGUGAGGAGAUCCAGACCCGCCAGUACCGCUCACUGGAGGUUCUACUGGGGUCAGAGUACGGACCACCGGCUGACAUCUGGAGUGUCGCCUGCAUGGCCUUCGAGUUGGUCACAGGAGACUCGCUGUUCGAACCCAAAGCCGGAGACUCCUUUUCCCUGGAGGAAGAUCAUAUAGCCCAGAUUAUGGAGCUGCUCGGUAAAAUCCCACCAGUCAUUGCCUUUUCGGGUAAAUACUCUGCAGAUUACUUUGACCGCAGAGGUGAUUUGCGUCGAGUCGGUCCGCUGAGGCCCUGGAAGCUUUACGACGUCCUGCUGGAGAAAUACCACUUCAUGUUGGAGGAGGCUUCUGGAUUCUCAGACUUUCUUCUUUGCAUGUUGGAUUAUUAUCCAGAGACGAGGGCGACUGCUGCUCAGUGCCUUCGCCACCCUUGGCUGGCGUCUGAUGACCUCUGAAAGGCCCCGCCCACAUCUGCAGCCCUCAGACAGAUGCUUGUAGUCGCUCCAUCUAAGACUAUCUAUGAGAUUUCAAUAGUACACACAACAUCUGGGAUUCUCAAGGAGAUCGUGUCACUCACUUGAAGUGAUUUGUAAAUUCCUGGGGUGUGGCGCGGUCCUUAUCGCACACCGUAAAGAUAGGAUGCCCCUCCCCCUGCAGGCUCGUAUUGCACUAUAUGCUGUGUUUACAUGUAGACCUUUCACAGCCUUUUGUGGAUGCUGGACUGGAAGCCCAGAAGAGCUCACAGUCAUGUAAUCACUGUCUUUUGCUGAACUAAUGUGAUGACGACUGUGUUA